AUGCUUCUCUCAUCUGAUCUGAUCAAAAGUCAUAAUAUAGAAUCUAAGGUCAGAAGAUGCAAGAAACAAGCAGUAAAGAGAAAACAGAGCAUCCAGCCAGCCAACCACUGGAUACAGACAGGCAAGGACCCCACGACGCUAUCUACUGCUUGCUGCGGCGGCCGGAGGCGGUGCUUCCCAUCCCCCUCCUCCUCCUCCAUGGCAAACCUUUCUGUCUGUGAAAAUGGUUGGUGGGAUUUCUCGCUUCUUUUUCGUUUCACCCCCUCCGGCCCUCCUUGGAGUAUGUAUGUAGAAAGGCAUGAAUCAGAUCUAGCCCCGGUUGUACUUCUUUUUCAGCCGCAGUGCAAAAAGCAGGGAGAGGAUUGGCGAAGUAAAAAAUAA
Morchella importuna is the source of this 381-nucleotide messenger RNA. RefSeq lists its product as uncharacterized. NCBI's taxonomy places the organism in Eukaryota, Fungi, Ascomycota, Pezizomycetes, Pezizales, Morchellaceae. The record is from RefSeq and is a predicted model, not a curated record. The transcript is spliced from 3 exons. The coding region runs from base 1 to 381 and encodes 126 amino acids.